Messenger RNA from Salarias fasciatus (jewelled blenny), 2342 nucleotides. RefSeq names its product mab-21-like 1 (gene mab21l1). Lineage: Eukaryota; Metazoa; Chordata; Actinopteri; Blenniiformes; Blenniidae. The coding region runs from base 568 to 1647 and encodes 359 amino acids. The transcript has a single exon. The record is from RefSeq and is a predicted model, not a curated record.
CUCUCGCCUCAAAAUCGUAGGUGUACUUCCGCUCCUCGACAUACUACCUCUACUGGUACUCUUUACUUGUAUCUAACACCCGGGGAUGAAUUUGUUUUCGAUAAACUGCGGUGACGCACUGAGCAGCCAUUGGACAUCUCGGCUUCAACUCCUCCCUUAUAAUAAAGAGUGUGUCUGUGUGUGUUGUAAAACACAGCAACACCGGGCGUCUGCGUCAGGACGGCACACUCCACUCUGCGCAAUUACGCGGACUCCAAAGCCGGCACCGUGAUCAGAGAGAGAGGCGCGCACAAAAAAAAAGGAGAUUUUAUUUCAUCCAAAUGGACUUUUAAUCCUGAUAUUCUUAACAUUUGGAGGAUUCGCUUCAAUGCAGCUGUGAAUGUUGUGAUAUGCUGAUUACGCAUGUGCUCCGCGCACAUCUUUAAAUAGUUGUCUUAUAAAUAGACUUUUUUUUUCUUUUUAAAUAGCUCUCUUUCUUCUCUAAAAUUGGCUCCCGUACAAACAGCCGCGUUGGAUCCGUCGGCUUACUGCGAGACUCCGGUGUACAACCCGGAUCUCUGCCCCAAUAUGAUAGCCGCGCAGGCAAAGUUGGUGUAUCACCUCAACAAAUACUACAACGAGAAAUGUCAGUCUCGAAAGGCUGCCAUCUCCAAGACCAUCCGGGAGGUGUGCAAGGUGGUGUCGGAUGUCCUGAAGGAGGUGGAGGUGCAGGAGCCGCGCUUCAUCAGCUCUCUCAGUGAAAUGGAUAAUCGCUUCGAGGGACUGGAGGUCAUUUCGCCCACCGAGUUCGAGGUCGUGCUCUAUCUGAAUCAGAUGGGAGUCUUCAACUUCGUGGACGACGGCUCCCUGCCGGGCUGCGCCGUGCUCAAGCUCAGCGACGGCCGCAAGAGAAGCAUGUCUCUCUGGGUAGAAUUCAUCACAGCCUCCGGUUACCUCUCGGCGCGCAAGAUCCGCUCCAGAUUUCAGACGCUGGUCGCGCAGGCGGUCGACAAAUGCAGCUACAGAGAUGUUGUCAAAAUGGUCGCGGACACCAGCGAGGUGAAGCUGCGCAUCAGAGACAGAUACGUGGUGCAGAUCACGCCGGCGUUCAAGUGCACCGGCAUCUGGCCGCGGAGCGCCGCGCACUGGCCUCUGCCCCACAUCCCGUGGCCGGGGCCGAACCGGGUGGCGGAGGUCAAAGCGGAGGGUUUCAAUCUUUUAUCCAAAGAGUGCUACUCCCUGAACGGCAAGCAGAGCUCCGCGGAGAGCGACGCCUGGGUGCUGCAGUUCGCCGAGGCCGAGAACCGGCUGCUGCUGGGCGGCUGCAGGAAGAAGUGCCUGUCGGUGCUGAAGGCGCUGAGAGACCGGCACCUGGAGCUGCCCGGCCAGCCGCUCAACAACUACCACAUGAAAACUUUGGUUUCCUACGAGUGCGAGAAGCAUCCCAGGGAGUCGGACUGGGACGAGAACUGCCUGGGAGACCGCCUGAACGGGAUACUAUUGCAGCUUAUUUCGUGUUUGCAGUGCAGAAGGUGCCCGCAUUAUUUCCUGCCCAACUUAGACCUGUUCCAGGGAAAACCUCACUCCGCCCUGGAGAACGCAGCCAAACAGACUUGGCGACUGGCGAGAGAAAUACUGACCAACCCCAAAAGCUUGGAGAAACUCUGAGGUAACUAAAUAAUCCUGAGUUCACCUCGUCUUAAAAGCGCGCUAAAGAGGCCUAAAGAGCUCUUAAAAAGGACAGAAAAUAUUGCCAACCAAUUUACACAAGUCUUGUGAAAUGUGACUAUCCUCUGUUGUUGAAUUUUAUUUUAUUUUAUUUUUUUGGCCUAGCCUCUUCAAACAUGAUUUUUCAUAAUUUUAUACAAUUUCUUUUGCAAUCCUCCCUGUGCACCUCUCGGUGUGGAUAUUUUAAAAUCCCUGGCUGCAGCUCGGUUGCCUAAAUCCUACAUUUCCUUAAAUGCUUUAAAAUAAAGCCCCGUGAUAGAUUAAAAAAAAAGAACCUUUUGGAAAAAAAUUAAAACACACAUCUGUACAUUUUAUACUGUAAAUACAUUCAUAGAUUGUGAUUCAAGUGGUCUGAAAUUGUGAAUGUUGUUCUGUGACGCGUAAAUAGGAUCCACCUGUUUAAAUCUGAACUCUUUUUUUCUUUAUUUAUACAUCAUCAGUGGUAGUCUGAAUCACCUGUUCCAAUGGACAUUUUCUAUUUUCUUUAAAGUUUACAUUUUGAUGGUACAUGACAUUUGUUACAUUGAAAACAUUCCAUCGAUUUUACUUGAAUUAAUAUUAUUUAAAGGACUCGAACUUUUUUUUUGAGUUGAUGUUUUUCUCUACCAUGCUUAGGCCUACAUGAUUAAAAAAAA